AUGACUGAAUUCCAGAUCCCACUCGAAUCACUCACUUCUAUCAAGGACAAAGUCGUCCUCAUAACCGGAAGUUCCUCCGGCAUCGGCAAAGCAACCGUAGCCCUAUGUCUCUCUCUCGGCGCCCGGGUAAUAGCCGGCGACAUCAACCCGCCCCCAGAUGAGUUUCUGCAACAGCACGGAGGAGCAGAGAAAGUCUCAUCGUCACUUCUAUUCGAGAAAACAGACGCCGCGGAUUGGGCGAGUAUACGGAACCUGUUCAUCAAGGGUGUUGAGCGAUUCGGGGGUAUAGACCAUGUCUUUGCGAAUGCGGGGAUUGGACCGAGGAGUAAUUUUCUUGACGAGACGUUUGAGGAUGGUGCGGGUGAGCUUCUUGCGCCGCCGAAUUUGAAAGUUCUGGAUGUGAAUCCUAUUGGGGUGAUUUAUACGGUUCGGUUGGGUGUUUAUUAUCUGCGUCGUUCGGGCAAGGAUGUUAACCAGGGUGGGAGUGCAGAGGGAGGUCAGAGGUCACCUGGUAUAACAGUGACAGCAUCGGCGUCUUCAUUCCAAGACUUUGGCGCGGCGGAUUAUACAGUUGCGAAGCACGGUGUUCUUGGUAUUCUUCGUGGUCUUUAUACGGAUUUGAUGCAUGUGGAUUCUUCGGGGUCUGAGAGGACGAGAGUCCGAUUAAAUGCGAUUUCGCCAUCAUGGACGGCCACUGGGGUUGUUCCUCGUGAUGUGCUUAUGGGUAUGGGCGUUGAGGUUCAGGAUCCUGAAGUUGUUGCGAGGAGCGUGGUCAUGCUGUUUACUGAUUCGGCGCGACAUGGCGAGGUUAUAUACAGCUGGGAAGGGAGGUAUUGCGAGAUCAACCGGUGUGAAGGGGGGUUACUUAACGGAGUAUCUAGGAUUUUGCCGAAUGUGAUGGGCGAGGGGCCUGUUAUGGAGAGGCUAAAGGGGAGGUAG
This is a messenger RNA of Aspergillus puulaauensis, 939 nucleotides long. RefSeq lists its product as uncharacterized. NCBI's taxonomy places the organism in Eukaryota, Fungi, Ascomycota, Eurotiomycetes, Eurotiales, Aspergillaceae. The transcript is spliced from 2 exons. The record is from RefSeq and is a predicted model, not a curated record. Bases 1 to 939 code for a protein of 312 amino acids.